Durio zibethinus is the source of this 1773-nucleotide messenger RNA. The record is from RefSeq and is a predicted model, not a curated record. NCBI's taxonomy places the organism in Eukaryota, Viridiplantae, Streptophyta, Magnoliopsida, Malvales, Malvaceae.
GAAAAUUUUUAGUGGCGCUUAUUAUGAUAAACGCCUCUAUUAAGCAUCAUUCAGUGGCGUUUGUAUUUUCCCCAAAAUCAUCAGCCCCUUCUGGCAGAUUUUCCUCUAUUUCAUUUCUCCUAUUUUUCCGCCAUUCAGAUUCAGUCGACCUCAGAUUUCCUCGUCAUUCCAUUUACUUUUCAAUUUCUUUUAUUUUUCAUUUCCAGAUUGAAACCCAUUUCGCCCAUUUUGCCCACUUGGCAGAUCCCUUUCUGGGUUUGUGGAUUUUGAGGGGAUAGAGUAGUUUGAAGCAGCUUUUGAGGUUCUAUUGUGGAGUGUGGUUUUUGUAUGCUCAUUAUGGAAUUGUUUAAUUUCAUAGACAGAGGAGCUGGUGGUGUCAUCGUCAUCAUCUUCCAUCCCAUGAAACUUCAUGGUAAGCAGAACUGGAGCUUAUGAUUUGGGUGAAUUAGAUGGACAAAACCCUUAAAAUAUUCAAGACUAAAAACAUGAGUGUUCUCUCGUCUCUAGCUCUGUCAAAAACUUUUUUUUUUCACAUAUAACAAGUAUAAGCUACCUCUCAGAUAUGGUAGAAGAAGCAAAAUUAUAUCAACUUUAGCCUUCAUUAAGUUGAUUCAUGGAGGCUCCGCAAACUACAAUAUUCCUUUUGUUCUAAGUAGUCCAACAGUCAUCAUCAACGAAGAAAACCCACAUUUGCUUUUAUCUGUUGCCAUAAGUUUAGGUUCCAUUAUGUGCCUGUGUUUUGCUUUUGCAAUCUCUGGUUUCCUUCUAUACAAGCAUAGAAUUCACAGUUACAGAAAGCAUUCAGAAAAUAAAAUUACUCCAAGAAUAACUAAGCAGUUUACAAUAAGAUCAUUUUCUUUUAUUGAGCUCCAGGAAGCAACAGACUGUUUCAAGGAAGAGUUGGGUAAAGAGUCCUUUCGAGCAGUUUAUAAAGGAACUCUACCAGUUGCAGGGGGUACUAAAAUUGUUGCAAUUAAGAAACUAGAGAAUGUGGAGUACAGAGAAAGAGAGUUUCAGAAGGAGAUGACAGCCAUUAAGAGAUUUCGGGUUAGCCAAGCUAUUGAUGGCAGAUCAAACAAGCAUUACAAGGAUUAAAAGCACGGGAGGGCAGUUGGCACUGUAAUGGCAAAGGAAUGCCCCAAUAUUUAUAAAAGUUGAUGUUUACAAUUUUGGGAUCAUACUGCUGGAGAUCAUCUGUUGUAGGAGUAGCAUAGAAGUAAAGGUUUGUAUAGUAGAUGAGAUACUUCUUUCAAGUUGGGCAUAUAAUUGCUUCACUCUAGCGAGCUGAAUAAGCUUGUGGAAGAUGAAGAAUUAGACUUGAAAAUGUUGGAAAGAAUGGUAAAGGUGGGACUGUGGUGUAUUCAAAACGACCCAACUCUACGUCCUUCAAUGAAGAAUGUGAUCUUGAUGCUGGAAGGGACAAUUGACUGUGCUCUGGCUGCUAUAGUAAUCUAUGCUGUUAUAAGUCUGAUACGUGUUUCACUUGCCUUAUUAUCAACCACCAAUGCCAUCUAUUUUUCAAGCAAAGGAGCUAUAUGUUAUAUGCCUAUUGCUUCCCCAGGCUCUAUAAGGGGACCUCAUCCUCCACGCUUUGUUCCAUACCCGAUAAAUCCAGGGACUGCCAUGUUCCUUCCAGAGACAGUAGCUUUGAGGUUCAAUAUAGUGAAACAAAUUGAGUAUUAUUUCAGUUUUGUGGUGUAGAAUAAUUUAGCGCGGGGACGCAAGAGUACAUCUUUCAUUGAUAUGAAUGCUGAUAUAAAAUUACUUGCAUGG